GCGGCGCGUGGUGUCCCCCCUCCCCGCGAGGGAGGGACCAGUCCUCCAGCGUCCCAUGAUGCAGCGCGGGGGCGGCGGCAGCGGCGACAGCGACGGUGGCGGCCGCCAUGUUGUGGUAGUUUGUUGUUCUCCUGCGGUUGCUGCGCGCGGAGAGGCCGCGGGAGGGGACGCGGCCGCGCCGUGAAUCCGGGCCCUUCCCCCGGCCCCGUCUGCCCGCCGGCCCAGAGGAGGACGCGGGGGCGCCGCCGGGAGCCUCCGCCGCCGGGGCAGGACGAAGAGCCAUGGCUGCCGCCCUGGGAGGAGGAGCAGAUGAUGACUUUGAUCAGUUUGAUAAGCCUGGUGCGGAAAGGUCUUGGAGAAGAAGAGCUGGAGAUGACGACUGGGACAGCGAGCUUGAUGACGACUUGCUCGGAGAGGAUCUGCUACCCGGCAAAAAGAAUCAGUCAGACUUAUCUGAUGAAGAACUGAAUGAUGAUCUUCUGCAAAGUGACAACGAAGAGGAACCAGAUUUUGGUUCUCAAGGUGUCACAGUCAGCCUCAACGCCACGUCUGGCAUGCUUACAUCCUACGAACUUUCUGAGACCAUCAAUGAUCAAUCCAUCGAACAUGAGUCUGAAUAUGACCAAGGGGAAGAUGAAAUAGUUUAUGGCAAAUCAGAAGCACCUGAAGUCUAUGGUUCAGAAUAUGCAGAGGAGGGACAUUAUGAAGGCAACGAUCCUGAACUGACAGAAGACCAAAUAGAAUAUGGGGAAGAGCCUGGAGAAGAAGAUGAAGUGCUAGACCUUGAAAUCAAUGAACCUCUAGAUGAAUUUCCAGAUGAAGAUUACAUGCAGUCAUAUAAUGAGCAAACAAUGGAAGAACAAGAAGAAUAUCCAGCUGAUGAGGAACUGGAAGAUUCCCAGCCAAUAACAAAUGAAUCGGAAGAGGCAGCUAUUGAAUCUCUGGAGCUUCAGGAAGAAACAAAAGAAGAAUCUGAUGAAGAGGAGGAUGAAGAUGAAGAGUCUGGACGACUACGUUUCAAAACUGAGCGGAAAGAAGGAACGAUAAUUAGGCUAUCGGAUGUGACAAGAGAAAGGAGAAACAUUCCAGAAACUUUGGAACUCUCUGCAGAAGCCAAAGCAGCAUUACUUGAAUUUGAAGAAAGAGAAAGGCAACUUAAGCAGGGGCGAUACGGCUCGAGGAGAGGAGGGCGAAGAGGGGGCUCGGUGAUGUGCCAUGGGAUGGGCGAACAAAGGCGAGACAACAACGAGAGGGGACGAAUGAAGGAUCACAGGCCUGCGCUGCUGCCCAGCCAGCCGGCCUCCAUGACUCAUUCACAGAGGUUAAUUCCACCACACCAGCAACCUGUUAGGAGUCUGUUCCAGCAGCAGCAGCCGCAACAACAGCAACAACAACAACAGCAGCAGCAGCAGCAGCAGCAACAGCAGCAACAGUUACAAUCUCUGCUUCCUUUACAGCAUCAGCAUCAUUCUUCCCCUCCUCCAGGGCUACAUAUGCCCCCUCAGAUAGAAACCCCUAGAAUAAUGAUGACUCCACCGCCAGUGACACCUCAGCAACCGAAGAACAUACACAUAAACCCACAUUUCAAGGGGACAGUAGUGACGCCUGUACAAGUGCCCUUGCUGCCAGUUCCAGCCCAGCCAAGACCUGCCGUAGGACCCCAGAGAUUUCCCGGCCCUCCAGACUUCCAGCAGCAUACUCCUGGACCUGUUCCUACCAACUUCUCCCAAGCCCCGAGGCUGCCCAUGCAGGACCAGUGGAGAGGCCCGCCGCCCCCUCCGCCACCACUCCCUCCGCCACCGCCUCAGGAAAGAGACUCUUUCUUCUUAGGAGAUCCCCGGUUUCCCGGCCAUCCCCUGUUCGAGCAGCGGAGCCCCCCGCCGCCGCCGCCCCCGCCGCUCCUUAACAGCGCGCACCCCGUCCCCACGCAAAACCCGAUGCCCUUCAGCCAGCCGGGGCCGGCGUUCAACCAGCAGGGGCAGCAGCCCGUCUUCCCCCGGGAGAGGCCCGUGCGGCCCAACAUGCAGCCGCAGGGUCCCGUGGGGAUGCUGCACUUCAACCAGCCGGGCUCCGCCAGCCCGCGCCCUUUCAUGCCGCCGCGGCAGCAGUUCCUGCAGGCGCCGGCGCAGCCCUUCCUGGCCACGCACACGCAGCCCAGCAUGCAGGGUCCGUUGCAUCCACCACUGCAGCCCCAGCCCCAGCCUCAGCCCCAGCAGCACCAUCACCAGCCGCAGCAGCAGCACCAUCACCAGCAGCAGCAGCAGCAGCACCAUCACCACUUGCAGGGCCCCCCGCAGCCCUUGAUGCCCAUGAACCAGCCCCAGUUCCGGCCCCACAUGCCGGCCACUCAGCAGCAGCCCAAUAACAACCGGAUGCAGUGCCAGCAGCGACAGCCCAUGAAGCCCAGGCAUAACACACCCUCCCAGAAUAUUGUCAAGCGUUCCAAUCAGCAGCUACAAACAACUGCUCCAAGAAACAGCAACUUGCGUGAGUUGCCAAUAGCUCCGUCACAUGUGAUGGAAGUGAGCAACAACAGGCGAACUUCUACUCCAGCUGCUCAGGUCAAACCCAUUACCAGCACUAUGUCUGCCACCAAGCCUGUAGCUGGUAUUGGAAACUCACAGGGAAGGCCUGAGAUGAAAGCUAAAACAAUCACACCAAUGGGCCAAACAAAAUCAGAAGUAAAAUCUGAACCAGAGUAUCCAGAUGAAGAUGAAGAAACUAGAUUGUAUCGUUUGAAGAUAGAGGAGCAGAAGCGUCUCAGAGAAGAAAUCCUGAAGCAGAAGGAGCUGCGACGGCAGCAGCAGGCUGGCGCUAGGAAGAGAGAACUGCUCGAAAGGCUCGCGCAGCAGCAGCAGCAGCAGCCUGCCACGCAGCCGUCCUACAUGCAGCAGGAAGAGGAGUCCUGCGAGUUCCCCACCAACGGCAACCCUUACAUACCCCACUCGGGCUUACAGACCAGGCCAAAUGUGAAAAACAGACUCCUUGUUAAAAAGCAAGAUAUGGUAGUUCCACACAUGCAACCCAAACCCACGGAUUUCCCGCAGGUUGGGGCUAAUAUGCAGUAUCAAGGACACCAAAUGAAGCCGGUGAAACAGCUGAGGCCAACCAGAACGAUACCUCCAAGUCAGCCUCAGGCAUCGCCAAAGGUAUUGCAGCCGAAGCCCGCCGCCGCGGCGCUGCCUGCAACGCAGACUGCUAGAGUGACUACAGUACCAGCCCGGUCCCAGGAGCUGAAGCCCGGUGUGAAAAGGACUGUCAUGCAGCGCACAAACAGCGCUGGCGGAGACGGGCCCCAUGUCGGCAGCAAAGUCAGGGUGAUUAAGUUGUCAGGAGGGGUCAUUAUGCAUGGGAGAGGCAGAGGAGUAGCAGGCCAGAUGGGCCGAGGACGCUUGAUGCCAAAUAAACAGAACCUGCGAGUGGUGGAGUGCAAACCUCAGCCCUGUAUUGUGUCAGUUGAAGGGCUUUCUUCAUCAACUACUGAUGUCCAACUGAAAAACCUGCUGAUGUCAGUGGGACCCAUUCAGAGUUUACAGAUGCUUCCUCAACAACGGAAAGCCAUAGCAAAAUUUAAGGAGCCAGCACACGCUUUAGCAUUUCAACAGAAAUUCCACAGGCACAUGAUAGAUCUGUCCCACAUAAAUGUGGCACUGAUAGUUGAGUGAUGUCUGCUGAGAGAGGUCCUUACACUAAUAGGAGCGUACUGUGGCGUUACACGAGACGCAGUGGCGAGACCAUCAGGUUCUGAAACCUUUCAUCUUGCAGUCUUUAAUUGCUAUGUUGAACUACAGAAAGCGACAAGAUAUCCUCAAGGAGAGCUGAACUUGAGAGGAUCUACAAAGGUGGAAUUUCUGUUCCGUUUGUUCACGUUCUGUUGUAACCACAUGGAACUACAGAUUUUUUUCAAAAUGCUUACAGUGCAUAUAGACACUGUUCUUCAAGAUGCUACUGUGUGACCACAGUGACUUGAGAGAGAACGUUUACAUCGAAAGAUCUAAAAACUUUCUUCAUAGCAAAGAAUAUUUGAUAAUGGUUGCUCUUAUCUUCAGUGUGAGGUAUUUAAAUGAAAACUCACCUUUUCUAAACAAAACACCUUAGUUAUAUUGUAUAUGUGAGCCUAUAGAAGGUAUCCUUACAUAAACAUGGUCUACUUCACUGAGUAACAGUAUGCUAAGAAGCUUUGGAGGUGACACUGGAAAACUGUAGUUUCUAUCUCUGUAAAUAUUCUAAGUCUGUCUUUGCAUUUUCUAUUCCAACACAGACUUCCAUCUUCUCCUUCCAUCUUCACUUAUUCCAUAACACGCUGUGUAGGAAUAAUAUUGCUGUAUUUUCCCUUGGCUUUUAAAAACAAAGAUCUUUGCCCUCCAGUAGCAUCGUGGGGUAGUUGACUCCAAGUUGUAACUAAGUUGUUUUAAAUGACAUUGCCAGAAAUAAGGAAAAAGAAAUAUUUAGUGGCUCACUUUAAAAAUGUUACACAGGAAGAGUGGUGCAUUCCUAAUAGUUCUUUUGGGCUAGUGCUUCAUAAUUGCCAUACACUUUAUUUUGAUUAGCUUUUUUUCUUUGAGAUUUAUUUUGUGACUAAUGCUGAACCAUAUGAAACCCAUAACUGCAAGGAUUUAGUUUGAUAUGUUGUUCCCGAUAAAAACAGGACGAUAAGAACUUUGUGACUCUGCAGUUCCAAAAAUUAUGUGCAAACUUUAAGGAGCUCUAUUUUAUUCAAAGCAAAAUCCAUAGCAUUUCCUUUUGGUUAGAACCAUUUAGAUGGUAUUGCCAAAGGAACAACUUUUUUUCCAGUUAUUUUUGAAUAAACUUAUUAAAAUGUCAUCUUUAUAUUGGAUUGCAGUUUUUAUGAACAUUUCUUUAGUUUUUAGACUGUGAGCUUUUGCUUGAUCCUUUAUUUUAGGAAUACUCUUAAGCACUCCACCUGCUAUAUGAAUGGAAGAACUUGCAGAAGCUUUGUAGGCUUGUUACCUGAGCAACCCCAGAACACCACUGUUGGUAUGUAACGGAACAGCUGUGACUGGGGUCCAAAAUAGGUGCGCUAAGCGGAGAAGGACGAGCUAAGCAAGUUCAUAGGAGCAUAGGAGCAUUUCUGCUUUUGCAAAGAUCUACCAGUAGCCAAGUCACAAGGACCACCUUACUGACUUUCCUACAGUUUUGGUCCAGAUGUUCAAUUAAGUAGAAAUUAUUAAAAAUAAUGAUUGAUACAUAAAAACCGUCAAAAGUCUUCUAGAGAAAACUGCUUUUUCACUGAAAUAAUACAGAAUAAUUUAGUACUUUGAAACUGCUAUACUGGCAAAAAAUAUUUUAAGGGUUUUUAUAAGCCCGUUUACAGCUUAGCAAAGGGACAGAGUAACAUCACGAGCAUUUUCAUGUGGAAGUGAGUUUUAUAUCUGUCUGCCUAGUUCCACAUUUAUGCAUAAUACUUAAUAUUCUUCAGCACGAUUGCUAUGUCCUGUUCAGGUUAGCCCUAAGCCCAGAGUAGCGAAGGAGCCGCAGGUAGGGAGUGCCUGGUGGAAGCCGAUCUUGAAGACUUGACAUGAGCUGAUCCCAGUGGCUGGUGCCGCCAAGCGUGGUGUAAUUCCUCACGUCCAGGAGCACCAGCCCUCUGUGCUUCUGCCUCAGGUUCUGUAAUUUUUAUUUUUAAAAAAUAAAUGCUUAUUUUUAAAACGAGUCAUUAAACAGUUAUUCAUCCCACUGUUACAGCACAGCUUCUCUGUAACGAGAAGGAUGGGAAAAUGCCUAGGAGUGGAGCAGCAGUAGUGUGUGUCUGGAAAUCUGUGCUAGCAGCAGCUGCCGAAACAGGCCAGCAGCUGAGUUCAGCAGUAGGAACAUCUGCAGUUGAUCAGCUGUCCUGUCGUAAGCAAACGUAAUUGGGGUUAGAAGGUUUCCUGGAGCCUCAGAGUAUGGGCUUGAUUCAAAAGUCAAAGAAGUUUGUAGAAACGCUCCUGCUUUGGGUUUUGAAUCCAUCCCAAAGAGCCUGAAGUUGAGCCAACUUAAACAAGUUUUAAAAAUUUUUAUUCAGUUGCUUUUUAACAAAAAACAAAAAAAAGAGAGAGAGAGAGAGACAAAAAUGGGUGGCUUUGGAAGACAUGAAAUAGCCUCAGAUCUAUUUAAAUAUAGGAGACAAUGUAAGCAAUGUCUGUUUAAUGACCAGAUUGAUCCUCUUUAAAAGCGGUUGCAGUAGAUUUUUGCUUGUGCCUAGCUAGAGUGCAGGCAGACUUGCUUGCUGGUGAUCUUAGCUGCUUUUUGCAGUAGCUGGAUAUUGGACUAUACAUAAACAUACUAUAUGUAUGUAUGUCUAUAUGCAUUUUAUUAUACACAUACAUACAUACAAUGUAUUAUCACCGUAUCUUUAUAAUAUCUUAAGAUUCGGUAGCAAAAGUAGCGAUUAGGUGAGUCACUUGUUAAAAUGUUUCUUAAGCGUCUUGUUAGUUCUCAAAUCCUAACUGAAAACUGGAUCUGUUGGCAAUGACCAAUUUGAAUGAGAACAUAACUUUUAGUUCCAUUUAUUAUGUCUCCUCCCAAAAAUCACAGAGCAAGUAGAGGUAAAAGUAGACGGAUGUGUUAUUUCCAUGUUCUCUUUCAGCACAUAGUUAAAACUGAACAUCUUAAGUAACUUUCUUGGAAGAUCUGUUGCAACCAUUAUCUUGUUCUUUCUUUAUCAUGCAUUCAAAAUACAAUGCAAAAUACAAAAAAAAAUUUAAUGUAGUAUGUAAAUAUUAAACUUUUAAAAUUAAAAUGUUAUUCAAAGUGCUUACAGUCAACCACAUCUUAGCUAUUUGUUAGUUUUUUUGUGUUGUCUUAUCUAAGUUUAAUGGA
Molecule: messenger RNA, 6822 nt
Organism: Rhea pennata
Lineage: Eukaryota; Metazoa; Chordata; Aves; Rheiformes; Rheidae
Gene: RBM33
Product: RNA binding motif protein 33
Exons: 18
Coding region: 282-3665 (1127 amino acids)
Molecular function (GO): RNA binding
Source: RefSeq, a predicted model, not a curated record